Soboliphyme baturini is the source of this 1313-nucleotide messenger RNA. The record is from the annotation of a GenBank genome assembly. NCBI's taxonomy places the organism in Eukaryota, Metazoa, Nematoda, Enoplea, Dioctophymatida, Soboliphymatidae.
AUGCCAGAAAACGUAGUGAAGUUGGAAGAAGAGUGGGGCGACCAUUUGUUCAACGAAAGACGCAUGGAUUCUGCCAUCAGCCAUUAUAUCGAAAGCGGCCUGAAUCUCAAGGCGCUGGAAGCUGCCGUGAAUGCCGGUCAGUGGAUCAGGGCCAGUGAAAUCGCUGAAACGAUAGGAGACGCGCCAGCUGCCAAAAGUCUUUACUACAAAAUAGCGUCGUAUUUUUCUACUGUUGAAGAGCAUGCUAAGGCUGAAAAGUUUCUCCUUCGAGCCGAGAAGCCAAAUGAGGCUGUGCUGAUGUACAUGAAGGCGAAAAAGUGGGACGAUGCAGAACGAAUUAGCCACCAGUACCUCAAGGACGAUGAGAUUAACGAUAUAUACUCUAAGGAGGCGGAAGCGUUGGAGCUUGCGGGCAAAUUAAAAGAUGCCGAAAAACUGUACUGUGCCGCUUCGCACCCGGACCGUGCCAUCGCGAUGUACAAACAGGCUAACCGUUAUGAGGAAAUGAUGACGCUGAUGGCAAAAUACCAAGGAGACAGUGUGGAGGAUGCUCAUCAGCAUUUGGCGGAGGAUUUGGAAAAAGAGGGACAGCUGAAAGAAGCGGAAAAACAUUACGUGGCUGCAAACAACUGGACGGCUGCCAUUGAAAUGUACAAAAACAGCCAUGGCUGGGAAGAUGCUAUGCGGGUGAGAUGCCAGAAUUGUUUAUUGAUCUUGCGUAGACACAAUACGAUGGCCGAAGUGGCGUAUCAUUGGGCGUUGUCCUUGAGAGGCGACUCCGCGGUCAAAGUUCUUCGCAAGCUUAAUUUGUUACCGCAGAUCAUUGAUUACGCCGUCGACAAAGAGGAUUUCGAAUUUGCCCUAGAACUCUGCCGACUGGGAAUGCAGCCAAGAUCUGCACAUGUGCAUCUGAAACAUGCUCUGAAGCUGAAAGAGAACGGUGAUCUUGCAGAAGCAGAAGCCGAGUUUGUGGCAGCAGGCAAGGCCAGAGAAGCCGUUCUCAUGCACAUCGAAGCUGGAGACUGGAGCAAAGCUGAAGGUGUUGCAGAAACUCACUGCAAGGAAAUGGUUCCAGAACUUUAUCUUCAGCAGGCUCAGAUGGCGGUACAGCAGUACGAUUUCCCAAAAGCUGAAUCUUUCUUUCUCAGAGCUCACAAACCAGAGCUGAUUAUAAAUAUGUAUAAGGUAUACUUCACAGGGUUAAUGUCAUCUAAACGUACUUUAGUACCUUCUGAAACGAAUUUAUUUAAUGGCAUGAUCAUUAGUUCGUUUCUUGUGUCAUUCUUUGGUCCUUUCAUUCCCGUUAAUUAGUU